AUGGUGGUGAUCACUAAAGUGGCAUUUCGUCAAGGAAUGAGUCCUUAUGUUUUUGUGACCUACAGACAGGUUUCAGCCACCAUUGCCAUUGCUCCAUUUGCUUACUUCUUAGAAAGAGUGCCACUCACUCAAAAUCUCUAUUUCGUGGGCCUCUUUUUCACCUCUUCUACCUUUGCUGCCACGUUAAUGAAUCUCAUCCCCGUCUUUACGUUCCUAAUGGCGUAUUUCCUUGGGAUGGAGAAAGUCAACAUAAGGAGUUUAAGGGGACAAGCAAAAAUUUUUGGUACAGUCAUAUGUGUUGGAGGUGCUAUGCUUAUGACAUUAAUCAAGGGCCCAUCCAUUCAUUUCUUUGAUUUUCUUAAAACGUCUACCUCUCUUUCCGAGGCUUUGGGUACAUCAUCAGCUGCUCCAGCAGCAAGAGAUAAUUGGAUAUUAGGGCCAUUUUUGCUUAUAUUAAGUGUUAUAGCAUACGCCUCAUGGGUGGUUUACCAGGCAUGGGCAUUCAAGAAUUAUCCUGCUAAGAUGUCUGUGACGGCGAUGAUGUUGUUCAUCGGCGCAAUCCAGGCUGCUGUAGUUGGGGUUAUCUUUGAUAGGUCCUCUGCUUGGAGAUUAUACUGGAAUUUUGAGCUGUUUACAUAUGUUUAUAGUGGUGUCAUGUGCUCUGCUGUAGCAUUCAUUAUUUUGAGCUGGUGCAUCAAGAAGAGAGGCCCUGUCUUUCCAGCUGCAUUUACUCCAUUGUGUACGGUGUUCGUCGCAAUUUUGGAGCCAAUUGCACUUCAUGUCGAUAUUCACGUCGGAGGUGUUGUAGGUAUGUUUACGGUUAUUGCUGGUCUUUAUGCCGUUUUAUGGGGCAAGGCCAAAGAUGGCAAAACCGAUAACGAAAUAGCCGACAAUUGUAAGGAAUGCAGUUUGGACAACAAAGAUACAGAAAGCAAAGAACAAGUAAACAUCGCCCACAGUGCAAAGGAAUUCAAUUUGGAUGUCAAAGACAUGGAAGGAAAGGAGUACGUGGUCGAGGUAAAGGAAUUGGAUCAGUGA
This is a messenger RNA of Amborella trichopoda, 1038 nucleotides long. The record is from RefSeq and is a predicted model, not a curated record. Lineage: Eukaryota; Viridiplantae; Streptophyta; Magnoliopsida; Amborellales; Amborellaceae.